Messenger RNA from Erigeron canadensis, 447 nucleotides. RefSeq names its product glycine-rich cell wall structural protein-like. The coding region runs from base 1 to 447 and encodes 148 amino acids. The record is from RefSeq and is a predicted model, not a curated record. Lineage: Eukaryota; Viridiplantae; Streptophyta; Magnoliopsida; Asterales; Asteraceae. The transcript has a single exon.
AUGCGUGGUUAUAGGAUAAUGGCAAGAACAAGAUCUAGUGCUGGAACUAGCGGCGGUCGUGGAAGAGGUCGUGGUGAAAACGAAGACUCUGGUCAAGGUCGUGGUGUUGGUCGAGGAACUGGACGGAGUGGAUGUCGUGGUAUUGGUCGUGGCACUGGGCCUGAGGUAGUUCAAGGUGUAGGCCGUGGUGCUGGUCUUGAAAACGAACAGGUUGGAGGUCGAGGUGCUGGUCGUGGCGUUGGUCGUGUUGCAGGUCGCGGUGGCGGCAGAGGUAGUGGUCGUGGACGCGGUCGUGGUGGAGCUAAAAAUGAAACUACUAAUGAGCAAGCUGGCAUGCAACCAGACCCAGCCAUGAUUGCCAUGAUUUCCCAAGUGUUCAAUACUAUACUUGCACAAAAUGCUCAAAAUGUACAAAAUGCGCAAAACGCAGAGAAUGAAGAUGCUUAG